Tachysurus vachellii is the source of this 1329-nucleotide messenger RNA. It is a transcript of the gene rasd1, whose product is annotated as RAS, dexamethasone-induced 1. Lineage: Eukaryota; Metazoa; Chordata; Actinopteri; Siluriformes; Bagridae. The record is from RefSeq and is a predicted model, not a curated record. The transcript is spliced from 2 exons. Bases 86 to 877 code for a protein of 263 amino acids. Gene Ontology annotation, molecular function: GTPase activity; GTP binding.
UACACCGAACAUUUCAGCAAACACGUUCUCUUAUUUCUGAAGCGAGGAGACAUUAUUUAAAAUCGUGUACUUGUAUCUCACAGCCAUGAUUAAGAAAAUGUCACCAUCAGAAAACGACUUUGACGUCCCAGCAAAGAACUGCUACAGGAUGGUGAUUCUGGGCUCCACUAAAGUUGGCAAGUCGGCUAUAGUGUCCCGGUUCCUCACCGGUAAAUUCGAUGAGCAGUACACACCGACUAUAGAAGACUUCCACAGAAAACUUUACAGCAUCAGAGGAGAUGUUUACCAACUGGACAUUUUGGACACCUCUGGAAACCAUCCAUUUCCUGCUAUGAGGAGAUUAUCUAUCCUGACAGGUGACGUGUUCGUUCUGGUGUUCAGUCUGGACAACCGAGAGUCGUUUAACGAAGUGCAGCGCCUGAAGCGUCAGAUCUACGAGACCAAGUCGUGUCUGAAAAAUAAGACUAAGGAGAACAUGGCUGUGCCGUUGGUGAUCUGCGGGAAUAAAGGAGACCGUGAGUUCCAGCGCGAAGUGGCACGUGAGGAGCUCAAGCAGCUUGUGGCCGGGAACGAGCAGUGCGCGUACUUCGAGAUCUCUGCCAAGCGAAACACCAACGUGGACCUUAUGUUCCGCCAACUCUUCGACAUGGCCAAGCUGCCCAACGAGAUGAGUCCUGACCUGCACCGCAAGGUAUCAGCGCAGUACUGCGACAUGUUACACCGCAAGUCGUUUAAGGGCAAGAAGCCGAAAGACUGUGACGCGUACGGUGUGGUUGCGCCUUUUGCGCGCCGCCCCAGCGUGCACAGCGACCUCAUGUACAUCAAGGAAAAGGCUGUCGGUGGUGCCCACGGCAAGGACAGGUGUGUAAUUAGCUAAGCGCUUCACUCUGAAAAUAUAAAAUUACACGGGAUGAAACGGAAAUGUUGAACUACACGUCGGACGGAAGCGCGCGCGCGAGCGAAUGGAGAAGCGGAGUGCAGAUGCGCACGUGGCCCAAAUGGACUGGACGCUUUGUGGUUGCGCGCUUCUUUAAACCAAGCAAGAAUCCUGCUGAUGGAGUGUUGACUGUGCUCGGUUCACUCAGAGCGCUCGGUAGUUUCGAUCAGCUUUGAGAAAAUAGUGUUUUGUUCCAUCCGUAUUUGAACAUGGUGAAAUAGGCCACGCGCGCAGAGAUGCAGUGUUGAAUUAACUGAUUGUUUACAUUUUUGUAUGUUUUAUAAAAUCAUCGAACUUAUAUGAAUAUGUACUUUUCUGAACAAAGUGGUGUUAAACGUUCAUUUAUACUUUGUAAAUGUUUUAAACAAGAAAUAAAUAAACUGGCAAAUGAA